This is a messenger RNA of Dreissena polymorpha, 2124 nucleotides long. Its product is annotated as nitric oxide synthase, brain-like. Gene Ontology annotation, molecular function: nitric-oxide synthase activity; FMN binding. The transcript has 15 exons. Bases 1 to 2124 code for a protein of 707 amino acids. Gene Ontology annotation, biological process: nitric oxide biosynthetic process. Lineage: Eukaryota; Metazoa; Mollusca; Bivalvia; Myida; Dreissenidae. The record is from RefSeq and is a predicted model, not a curated record.
AUGUCGGAACAGAACGGUCGCAUUUCCGUCGCUGAAAACGGAACUGUCUCACAACUGAAGUAUGACGGUAAACUCACGAACGGGAACGUCGUGAGCGAAGAUAGCGGCAUCGGCUCUCGGCGCUCUAGCGACGAUUACAUAAAAAAUGGUCUCGAUUUGGACUCGCAGGUAAAGAAAGCAUCCACCUCCGGAAAAGAAUCCAUUGCCCCAGCCGUUAGAAAAUUUGUCAAAUUACGUCACGUGGGCCAGGAGCGACCAGUGUGUUCAGAUACAUUGCACACAAAAUGUAUCGAACGUGUCAUGCUCACAGAGAUUCUGCACGGGGUCGAUCAUGGACCAGACAUUGCCGGCCCUGAACCACGCCCACGUGAAGAAAUGCUUGUGCUAGCACGUGACUUCAUAAACCAGUUCUACCAAUCAAUCAAAAGGCUUAACACACCUGCACACACGAGUCGUCUGCAGGAAGUGGAUGACAGCGUGAAGACGACAGGCACAUACGAGCUCACCACGGCGGAACUAACGUAUGGUGCCAAGACGGCGUGGCGCAACUCAGCACGCUGCAUUGGCCGCAUCCAGUGGUCCAAACUUCAGGACAUCGCCAAGCGGAUCGGCUUUGACACUCGAAAGAGCUCCUCUCUUUGGAAGGAUCGAACUCUUGUGGAAAUUAACGUGGCGGUACUGCACAGUUACCAGUCUCAAGGAGUCACUAUCACUGACCACCACGCCGCCUCGGAGUCGUUUAUGAAACACCUGGACAACAAGCAGAAGCUGCGCGGCGGAUGUCCGGCCGACUGGGUGUGGGUCGUGCCGCCAAUGAGUGGAAGCCUCAUGUCCGUCUUCCAUCAGGAGAUGCUAAAUUACAAGCUCAAACCGAGCUUUGAGUAUCAGGCGGACGCUUGGAAGAAUCAUGUGUGGAAGAAGGACAAAGAGCGCACCAAGUCCAACACGGAAAGACCACGCAGAAAGAUCGGUUUCCGGGAGCUAGCCAGGGCAGUGAAGUUCUCAGCGAAGCUUAUGGGCAAGGCUCUGGCCCGACGGGUGAAGUGUGUGAUCCUGUACGCCACAGAGACCGGAAAGUCCGAGGGGUUCGCGAAGACCCUAUGUCAACUCUUCAAACACGCCUUCGAUGCUAAAGUGUACAGCAUGCAGGAGUAUGACGUCACGGAGUUGGAGCAUGAGGCGCUCGUGCUGAUUGUUACGAGCACGUUCGGAAACGGGGACCCGCCAGAGAACGGCGAGUCCUUUGCUAAGUACCUUCUAGAAACAAGGCACCCGGAGACAAAGGACAAGCUGUCGAGGCAGGUAUCUUAUUUACGGAGCAUAUCGGCGUCGGACGAGCCCGCCUCCGAGACUUCUGACGACCAGCAGAGCAUGACGUCGUCUGAUUCCUCGAAAUCAGUGGAGGAUAAUCUCACCCUUGAGACUGGGCCGCUUAGCAACGUCAGGUUCUCGUUGUUCGGCUUGGGUUCGAGUGCCUACCCGAACUUCUGCGCGUUCGCCCACUACGUGGAUACAAUGUUCGCAUCCCUUGGGGCGGAGCGGAUCCAUGCGCUGGCAGAGGGCGACGAACUGUGUGGGCAAGAGGAGUCCUUUCGCACCUGGGCCAAGGACGUGUUCAAGGCGGCCUGCGAGACAUUCUGCACCGGCGACGAGCGAAUGUUGAAGGACGCCACGGGCUCACUAAGCAUGACGGAGAGUCACUGGACACCGGACCGCUUCCGGGUGACGCCUGCGUCUGGAACUAAGGCACCGGGAAUCAUUGAGGCUCUGUCUACCAUCCAUGGCAAGAACGUGCUACCCUGUCGGUUCAUUGAGCGAAAACAGUUGCAGUCCAUCGAGUCCGACCGCCAGACGAUGCUGAUUAAGUUGGACGCGACCAUGGGGUCGGGCGAGCUGCUCUACCAUCCCGGGGAUCACGUGGCGAUCUUCGCCGAGAACUCCGCCUCCCUCGUGGAUGCCAUACUAAUGCGCCUCCACAACGCCCCGUCCCCUGAUCAGCUGAUCAAGAUAGAAGUCAUGAACGAGCGUUCUACGGCAAUGGUCCUGGGACCCCUACGGCAAGUUACCCGUAUGUACUUUGCGCACGGCACUCACGCGCUACCUGGACAUCACCACGCCCCCUAG